CCCAGCGUGAAGAGGGACCGUCAGCGCUGCAAGAAGUUCCUGGACGAAUCCAACCUCACAAUCUGGGCGACACGGAACUGACAGAACCUGCUCGACAGAAUUUCGCCAAAACACCGCCGAGAACUUGCUUUGCUUUGACUCUUGAAGCUUUUUUUCGGUGCCACGUGAAAGGAGACGGGUAUUUCCAUUCCGUUGAAGGUUUCGCCCGCCCGCCAUGUCCUCUCAGGAACUAUCAACAACCCCACCGUUGAACUCUGGAGGAUUACCAACCACCGGGGCAAAAGAGUCCCUGAGGCCUCCGGCGUGCAAAUACAGAGAUCGCUCCCCUUCGCCCAUACGAGGCUUCAAUAUCCCCAGCCCCAUGCCCACUCGCAGGAACAGGACCUGCUCAGCGACAGCUCGCGCAUCAGAGGGUCCGGUCUUUGCUGGUGUCUGCAAAUGGUUUUCCCGCUCCAAAGGCCACGGCUUCAUCACACCCGCCGACGGGGGCAGCGAAAUCUUUGUCCACAUUUCAGACAUCGAGGGCGAGUACGUGCCAGUGGAAGGCGACGAGGUGAUCUACAAGGUGUGCGCCGCCCCUCCAAAAUUCGAGAAGGUCCAAGCGGUGGAGGUGACCAUCACCCACCUCAAGCCAGGAACCAAACACGAGACCUGGACUGGAAACGUCGUGGACAGCUGAAGGCUGCGUCAACGAGUACCGGAUGACGGCGUUAAGAGGCUGAAGCGCAAUUAGUGUCAAUUACAAGGGAAUUAUUGCUCUCCUCUCUUUGAAAGGUCGUCUUUUACCCGCAGGCAAAUGGACGACUGUAUUGCGCUCGGAAACAAAAACGUUGGUUUUGACGGGUAUAUGAAUAAGAGUUGCAGGGGUCAAAAGGCUUCAACUAUUUCAUGUCACACUUCUAUUUUGGACACUGGGGGAAGUGUUACCUCGCGCUUCAUUAUUUGAUUGCAGUUGAUCAAGUUUUCCAAGGUUCAUUAAAAGUCACAACUGAAAUCUCGUGGCAAUCAAUUUUGUAUUCAGAUCAGAAUUUCUGGUCCGGAGCCACAAGUUUUUUUUUUGUUUUUUUUUUUUUUAACCAGGUCAACACUGUGCCCUAUUUCUGCCAUCAGAACAUAAACUACUUCUUGUGCCUAUGAUACAUUGCUUGUAUUUGAUCAUAUGUGCUUGGAUAUAUUGAGUCUAUUAAAGAGUUGUCAGCA
Molecule: messenger RNA, 1200 nt
Organism: Hippocampus zosterae (dwarf seahorse)
Lineage: Eukaryota; Metazoa; Chordata; Actinopteri; Syngnathiformes; Syngnathidae
Gene: carhsp1
Product: calcium regulated heat stable protein 1
Exons: 5
Coding region: 215-679 (154 amino acids)
Biological process (GO): regulation of mRNA stability
Cellular component (GO): cytoplasm
Molecular function (GO): mRNA 3'-UTR binding
Source: RefSeq, a predicted model, not a curated record